UCUCUUUAUUUAAAACCUUGUGUUUGCGCUUUGCAUUUUACAUAUUUCCUUCUUCAUCUUCUUCAUUGCUUUGAGCCUUUUGAAAUUUCCAUUUUCAGAAAACCCCAACAAUGCUUUUUCUAUUGAUUUCAUGUUUCUCCUUCAUUCUUUUAUCCAAAUCAUUAUCUUCCAAGCACCAACGUCACCACCGUGAACGGCGGUUGUUCCCGCCAUGGUACGAAGCGUUCACCACCACUUUCAUGACCUCAUGGUUCCAAAAAGGUACCCUUCAAAUCUUCACCUCCACCAUGCCAUUAAAGAAGCUCAAACCCAAAGCAAAAAACCUCGUAUGGUCGUCAUCAACGGAGAACCAAAAAGAAGAUCACAACAAAACGACGCCGUCUCCGUCGUUGCUGGACUUGCCCGAGCUCGUACUGGACUGCAUUUUCGACCGUCUUCAACCGGCGGAGCUUUGUGCCAUGUCUGGUGUUUGUUCUUCUUUGAGAGAACGGUGUGUGAGUGACUAUGUUUGGGCGAAAAGGAUGAAAGGGAAAUGGGGGAAAGUGAUUGGAGAUGCUGCUUAUAGAGAAUGGCAAUGGUAUAUUGCUUUGCAAAAUAGAUCCAAUCUGUUGAAUAAUCAAAGGAAUCAAAGCAAUUUGUCGUUUGAAUCUGUUGCUAAAAUUUGGCCAUUCCUCUCUUGGUUUAACAUUAAACCCAGAGCUGAAAAAGAGCUCAAAAAUGGCGGAUUGGCUGUUGAUUCGAUCAUGGCUUGGUAUUUGGCUUUGGAAACUGGUAGAUUUUCGUUCCCUGCUCAAGUCUAUAAUAGAGAGAAUGGACAUGCUGGGUUUUUGCUAUCAUGUUAUGAUGCUAAACUUAGCUAUGAUUCCAAAACUGACACCUUUCAAGCAAGAUACUCGCCUCACGUCCGGCAAACAACAGAGCAGAACAUAUCAUGGGAUAGGCUAAGAGCGCCGCCGGUCGAUACUUGCUCAUAUGAUCUUCACAUUUCCAACUCAUUAUUUGACUUAAAACCCGGUGAUCAUAUCGAGAUCCAAUGGAGAAGAAACAGAGAAUUCCCCUAUGGGUGGUGGUAUGGUGUGGUCGGUCACAUGGAAUCAUGCAAUGGAAAUGAAAAUCACUGCCGUUGUCAAGAUACAGAUACUGUGAUGCUAGAAUUCAAGCAAUAUCCUUCAAGUUCAAGAUGGAGAAAAACAACGAUAAAUAGGGAAAAUCAUAGAGAAGUAGGCAAUGAAGGUGAUGGGUUUUACGGUGGCAUUAGAAAGCUUUAUAAUCAACAAGAGAUUUCUAUGUGGCAAAGCCUUUGGCCUAACCAAGUCAUAGAAGAAUAAUAUAUAUAUAUAUAUAUAUAUAUAUAUAUAUAUAUACAUAUAUAUACUGAUUAGGGAAAUUUUUGCUUGCCACUGACAGUGUAUUUUCGAUAUAAUGACACUGCCCUUUCCAUCCUUUGUAAAUAUAUUCCAUUAGCACUUUUUUUUUUCUCCUUCAAUUGUGAAUGAGAAAACAGUUUUAAAAGCCAUAAAAUAGAAAGGUCUUAGUUUUAGAGACUGUAAAAUUUAGGGACUUAAUUGCUAUUUCUUAUUUGAAAUUUUAAUAAUUUUUCCUUAUGAUUUUCUAAUAUAUGGAAAAAAAUUAAAUUAAAAAGUAUACCAUAUAUAUACACGCUAUUGAUCAACACUAGGGUGGUUUAGGGAUUGAAUUUGAAAUUGAUAUUAGUUGGAGAGUUGAAUAUAAGUCUUUUGCCAUUCUAUUUAUGGUGUAGUAGACACACACUUUAAAACUGUUGUAGGUUGCUUCAUAUAAGGUUCUUAGGGUAGUUCAAUUUGAAAGAGAUAUACGAGAGAUUAAACUCGAGACUAAUGUUAAUCGCUGGUUUGAGUACAAGCUUUUCGAUGCUCCGCCACUAAUUUAUAAUUGUUGCUUAUUGCUCCUUUCUUUCAAUAAAGAAAGGAAAAAGUUUAGAUAUUAUGUGGAAAACCUCGAUUCUCAGGGUAGUUCCAGGGUUGAAGCCAAUUCUUAGGAGGCUAAAGGUAAAGGUGGCAUCUAUUUAAAAAUAUCAUUAUAGUGGAAUCCUUUUAAAUCGAUUGUUGAAAUAAAAAGUAAAAAAAAAAAAAAAAACUAAGCUACCGUUGAUCAUGUCAUGUAAGAAUUGUAUUGAGAAACAUGAAA
Gossypium raimondii (Peruvian cotton) is the source of this 2166-nucleotide messenger RNA. Its product is annotated as F-box protein At2g26850. The transcript has 5 exons. Gene Ontology annotation, molecular function: protein binding. Bases 111 to 1328 code for a protein of 405 amino acids. The record is from RefSeq and is a predicted model, not a curated record. NCBI's taxonomy places the organism in Eukaryota, Viridiplantae, Streptophyta, Magnoliopsida, Malvales, Malvaceae.